UCAUUACUCAGGAAUAGCCUCAAGAAGACACAUUCCUAGGGCAAAGGGAUAUUAGCCAAUCUCAGAAAAAAAGAUAUUUAUAUUGGUCGGAUUGCUGCGAAGGCUCAGUUUUGUGCGACCUUUCGGUGACAUCAGAACAAAACCUGUCGAGAAUUUGUGUGAAAGAAGGCAAAGGAGUAAAGGUGAAAUGAGACUUGACACGAUCUCUACGUUGGUGAUCGGAUCUGUGCUGUUGGUGUUGAUUAUCAGUGAAAUUAAUUGUAACGUACAUGACCUCGAUAGAAAUGAUUUAAGUCAUGACAUAAACGAUCAGCGGGCGAGACCCGCAGGUCGGGGUUUUACCGACAACGCUAAGGAUUUGCUGGCCAGUCCAGCCGGACAGUUGGCAGUUUCGUUUGCGAAGGAAAUGAUCAGUCGAUCCGUUGGAAAUAGUCAGGUUUUAAGCUUGAACCUCUCCAACUUGCUGAUUCUGUUCCUGCUGAAGGCCCUCAUCUUCGCGGCCGGAUUGAUUGGCGCCGGAAAUUGGGGACAAUAUGCUCGCGGAAGAAGCGAAGACGGAACGCUUUUCCAGCCUGGCGAGACGGGCCUAAUGCUGGGCUAUCUAGCAGCUGAAGGCUCAGGCCAGGAAGGCUGCAUGCUGCAAUCUGCAUGUCGAUCUCCACGAACUGCUAACGAGUACGCGAGAGCUGCCCACGCACUGGUGAAGGGAGCGGAAAUAUUCGAUCCGGAGAUUCCGAAAAAUGGGAAAUAUAACCGAAUGUUGCUGCAGCUGGACCGGGCUGUUAUGGAGGGGCUUCAGGGGGCACCAUGUGAAAUGAUUUAUCCUUGUCAUCUGUACUGAUAUAAGGCUUUGUAGUUGAUUAUUCCUUGUAAUUACUGUCAAUAAAUGGUGCGGAAGCGAAGCUUCAACAUGUUGUUCUUA
Messenger RNA from Toxorhynchites rutilus septentrionalis, 922 nucleotides. RefSeq lists its product as uncharacterized. The transcript has 3 exons. The coding region runs from base 188 to 841 and encodes 217 amino acids. The record is from RefSeq and is a predicted model, not a curated record. NCBI's taxonomy places the organism in Eukaryota, Metazoa, Arthropoda, Insecta, Diptera, Culicidae.